AUGCCGCGCUCCGGGCGCACUCUCGAGCGCGCGCGCGCGAUGCCAGACGACGGGUUCGACCUCGGCGACGUCAAGGACGCGCUCGAGCACGCGACCGGCGCGGACGCGGAAGAAGCGACGCCGCCGGAGACGAGUGCGUCGGACGCGGACGCGCGCGAUGAGGACGUCAUGGUCGUCGUCUCGCGCGACGGCGAGUUGACGAAGGCGAAGGACGACGCCGCGGACGCCGUCGUCGGCGCCGCGGACGAGACGAAGACGGAGGAGGGUGACGCGAAGCGCGCGGUGAAGGAGGAAGACGACGACGAGGUCGUCGGCGAGACGAAGAGCGAUCGGCCGCCGGCGUCGACGUCCACGUCGGAGGAAGAGGAUCGACGAGAUCUGAUAUAUAAGACGGCCUUCGACGCCGCCGCCGCCGCCGCCGCCGCGGACGAAUCGACCCCCACCGCGGCCGCGAGUCCACCCGCGCUUCUCUCCCGGACGCUCGACGACGAACUGAACGACCUCGUGGGGAUGCUGAACGACGCGGAACGAUGGACGGAGGUCCCCGUCACCGGCGAAGCCGCGUCCGUCGUCGCCGCCGCGAAAUCGGAAGUGACCGAAGACGACGCCGCGGCGUCGGCGGAACGCGGGCGGACGCUCGCGAAGACGACGUGCACCGCGCUAGGACUCGGCGUCGACGACUACGUCGACAUGAUCUUAUCAACGUGCGAGGAGAGAAGCGCGUGGGACGCCGAGACGUCGUUCAAACGCGUCGCGAACGACGCGGACGACGCGGACGGCGGCGCGAAGGGAGACGCGUUCGUCGCGGAGUAUAAGGUGCCGAUGUUGCCGGCGAUGCGGGCGACGGUGCGAUUGCGCGUGAAGAGAGACUGGCCGUCGAAGGGCGCGGUGGCGUACGCGUACAGGAGCUACGACGCGAACACCGGCGCGCUGGAUUUCGGGAGCGGCGCGACGAACUUCCCGCGCUGA
Molecule: messenger RNA, 969 nt
Organism: Micromonas pusilla CCMP1545
Lineage: Eukaryota; Viridiplantae; Chlorophyta; Mamiellophyceae; Mamiellales; Mamiellaceae
Exons: 2
Coding region: 1-969 (322 amino acids)
Source: RefSeq, a predicted model, not a curated record